AUGGCUGAAGUUACAAUCACAGGUUGGGAUACUCGCGAUGUUCGAUUUCCCACUUCUCUCGACAAGACAGGUUCAGAUGCUAUGAACGCUGCUGGAGAUUACAGUUCUGCAUACUGUAUUCUCAAGACCGAUUCUGAGUUUUCCGGUCAUGGCAUGACUUUCACAAUUGGUCGUGGAAACGAUAUCGUAUGUGCUGCAAUCGACCAUGUCGCCGAUCGUCUCAAGGGACGUACCCUUUCUUCCCUCGUCGCGAACUGGGGUCAAACCUGGAGAUAUCUCGUUUCCGACUCACAACUUAGAUGGAUUGGUCCAGAAAAGGGUGUUAUUCAUCUUGCCCUUGGAGCCGUCGUCAAUGCUAUCUGGGAUUUGUGGGCAAAGACACUCAACAAGCCUGUCUGGAGAAUUGUUGCAGACAUGAGCCCUGAGGAAUUCGUCAGCUGUAUCGAUUUCCGUUAUAUCACUGAUGCUAUUACACCUGAAGAGGCCAUUGCCAUGUUGAAGGCUGAAGAGGGAGGAAAGGCAAAGAGAAUUGAAGAUGCCUUGAACAACAAGGCUGUUCCUGCUUAUACCACAAGUGCCGGAUGGUUGGGUUACGGCAAAGAUAAGAUGAAGGGGCUCUUGGAGGAAACUUUGGCCAAGGGAUACAGACAUUUCAAACUUAAGGUUGGAACAUCUGUUGCGGAUGACCGAGAACGUUUGUCAAUUGCUAGGGAGGUUAUUGGCUACGACAAGGGCAAUAUUCUUAUGGUUGAUGCAAACCAGGUUUGGUCUGUCCCUGAAGCUAUCGAAUAUAUGCAACAACUCAAAGAGUUCAAGCCAUGGUUUAUCGAGGAGCCCACUUCUCCUGAUGAUAUUCUCGGCCACAAGGCUAUUCGUGAAGCUCUCAAACCAUAUGGAAUCGGUGUUGCAACUGGUGAGAUGUGCCAAAACAGAGUUAUCUUCAAACAACUUUUGGCAAGCGGAGCCAUCGAUGUCUGCCAAAUUGAUGCCUGCCGAAUGGGAGGUGUCAAUGAGGUCUUGGCUGUCCUCCUCAUGGCCAAGAAGUUCGGUGUACCUAUUGUUCCACACAGUGGUGGUGUCGGACUUCCAGAAUAUACUCAACAUUUGAGUACCAUUGAUUACGUCGUAGUCAGUGGAAAGUUGAGCGUUCUCGAAUAUGUUGACCAUCUCCAUGAGCACUUCGAGCACCCAUCUGUCAUCAAGGGUGGUUACUACCAGACUCCAUUGGAGCCAGGCUACAGUGUUGAAAUGAAGGCAGCAAGCAUGGAUCAAUUUGAGUACCCAGGAAAGGAUGGAGUUAGUUGGUGGAAGAGUGAGGAGGCUAAGCCUAUCUUGGAGGGCAUUAAGAUCUGAGUUAUGUUGUCGAUGGAGUUGCGAGGGGUGUCGAUGAUGUUAAUGUUGAGUCUUCGGCAGCAGGGCAACGAUGGCAUCCUGUAUGAUUAUAUUUCAUCCCAAUAGGGGUCGAGGGUUUUCAUGUUGGGCCCUCUUCCGCAGGGCAACGAUGGCAUCCUGUAUAACUUUUUCGUUAUCCUAAAA
Messenger RNA from Botrytis byssoidea, 1536 nucleotides. RefSeq lists its product as uncharacterized. Gene Ontology annotation, molecular function: magnesium ion binding; L-fuconate dehydratase activity. Lineage: Eukaryota; Fungi; Ascomycota; Leotiomycetes; Helotiales; Sclerotiniaceae. The record is from RefSeq and is a predicted model, not a curated record. The transcript has 3 exons. The coding region runs from base 1 to 1353 and encodes 450 amino acids. Gene Ontology annotation, biological process: carbohydrate catabolic process; amino acid catabolic process.